AUGACAACCCUCGAAGAUCCAAAAAACGCAACCCGCGCAACCCCAACCAUAACCCCAUCCCAAGCAACCCUCCACAUCGGCAGCUCAACCACCAUAUCCGCCCCCUCAUCCACCGUCUGGGCCGCCCUAACCAACACCUCCACCUGGACAUCCUGGAACUCCUUCGUACCGCGCGUAACCAUCAGCUCCCAACCCACAGAACCAACAACCACGACCACAGCUCCAAACCCCACACCCGCACCAUCGCAAGCCAGUCACACCCAAUCCACUCCAGCCCAAGAGCUAUGCCCAAUCCUGCAAAAUGGAACAAGGCUCACCUUCCACGUCCGCAUGGACCCAACCUCAACUUCGGCAAAACCGCAAGCUGCGGUUGACACACAUGUCGUCGUGACGGAGUGUCGUCCGCCGAAUGCGGAUACGGGUGAAGGGGGUCGGAUUGUGUGGGCUCGGGUGCAUGAGAUUAAGGAUGUUGAGGGUGGGACGGAGGUGAGGAAUUGGGAGGCGCAGGUUGGGUGGCUUGCUUAUGCUGUGAGGUGGAUGUAUGGGGCUAGACUGCAGGCGAACUUUGAGUUGUGGGUUGAUGAUUUGAAGCGGUUUGUUGAGGGAGGUGGUGAGGUUGUUGCUUGA
This is a messenger RNA of Penicillium bovifimosum, 627 nucleotides long. RefSeq names its product SRPBCC domain-containing protein. NCBI's taxonomy places the organism in Eukaryota, Fungi, Ascomycota, Eurotiomycetes, Eurotiales, Aspergillaceae. The transcript is spliced from 2 exons. The record is from RefSeq and is a predicted model, not a curated record. The coding region runs from base 1 to 627 and encodes 208 amino acids.